UUGAAAACUCUGAUGCCUCGUGUUUCUGAUCUAUUCUCUACAGAUUAAUCAAAUAGAAAAUCCUUCUUCACUUCAUUGUAAUCAAAAGGCAGCAAUUUCGCAUUCUUCCGAGGAUACCCAUUUCUCCAACAUUCAAAACAACAUAUCUUCUUUUUUUUUUUUUGGGGGGGGGUGUUUGUUCUUGUAUGUGUGUUUCUUCUGAUACAGAAAUGGGGGUUCCGGUGAUCAAAUUUCCAAUCUUUAUGGUAGUUAGAGGACUGGGAAUAGUAAUAACAGCUAUUCUUUUCGUAUGGACUGUUCAUUACAGAGGAGGAUUGGCUCUCAUCUCUGAUAACAAAGAUCUCAUCUUUAAUGUCCAUCCUGUUUUAAUGGUCAUUGGAUUAGUGCUCUUAAAUGGUGAAGCCAUGCUGGCAUACAAGACUGUUCCUGGGACAAAAAUCUUCAAAAAGUUAGUUCAUCUUACAGUUCAGUGUCUUGCUUUUAUCUUGAGUACUAUUGGUGUAUGGGCUGCUUUGAAGUUCCACAACGAUAAGGGCAUUGAAAACUUUUACAGUCUACACUCAUGGUUGGGCAUAGCUUGCCUUUUCUUAUUCGGCAUUCAGUGGGCUGCUGGAUUCGCAACUUUUUGGUACCCAGGUGGCUCAAGAAACAGCAGAGCUGCAUUGUUGCCCUGGCAUGUGUUCUUCGGGAUGUAUACGUACGCACUUGCUGUUGCUACUGCUACUACGGGUAUCUUAGAAAAGCUUACAUUUCUCCAAACAAACCGGGUAAUAUCACGCUACUCUACGGAGGCAUUGCUAGUGAACUCAUUGGGUAUUUUGAUUGUUGUGCUGGGUGGGUUUGUGAUUCUGGCCACACUCACUCCUGUGAAUGGCAAAAGUGAUGUCCACAGGGGACUAGUGGAAUGAAUAGGUUAUAGGUACAAUCUGUGUUUAUAUUUCCAGGGGAUUAAUGGAACCAGUAAUGAAACCUUAAAAACGACUAGUACAUGUUAAUCCUCUACUGGACUUUCGAGGUGUCGAUGGUUUAAUAUUUACUCUCUUUUCUCAGUGAUUUUCAUUUUCAA
Gossypium raimondii (Peruvian cotton) is the source of this 1066-nucleotide messenger RNA. RefSeq names its product transmembrane ascorbate ferrireductase 2. NCBI's taxonomy places the organism in Eukaryota, Viridiplantae, Streptophyta, Magnoliopsida, Malvales, Malvaceae. The transcript has 4 exons. Gene Ontology annotation, molecular function: oxidoreductase activity. The coding region runs from base 186 to 908 and encodes 240 amino acids. The record is from RefSeq and is a predicted model, not a curated record.